Molecule: messenger RNA, 1191 nt
Organism: Sorex fumeus (smoky shrew)
Lineage: Eukaryota; Metazoa; Chordata; Mammalia; Eulipotyphla; Soricidae
Gene: RNASEH2A
Product: ribonuclease H2 subunit A
Exons: 8
Coding region: 99-998 (299 amino acids)
Biological process (GO): DNA replication, removal of RNA primer; mismatch repair
Cellular component (GO): ribonuclease H2 complex
Molecular function (GO): RNA-DNA hybrid ribonuclease activity; RNA binding
Source: RefSeq, a predicted model, not a curated record
CUGAUUGGUCCGGGGCCAGCGCCGCCGGGGCUCCCGCGGAAAGCGCGCGCCCAGUCCUGCGCCUGCGGAGCUGCUUCCUGCCACUGGGCCUUAGCGGGAUGGAUCUCAGCGAGCUGGAGAAGGACAAUUCGGGCCGCUGUCGUUUGAGCUCGGCAGUACCGGCCGUGUGCCGCCGGGAGCCCUGCGUUCUGGGCAUCGAUGAAGCGGGCCGUGGCCCGGUGCUGGGCCCCAUGGUCUAUGCCAUCUGCUACUGCCCCCUCUCCCGCCUGGCAGACCUGGAGGGCCUAAAAGUGGCAGACUCAAAGACCCUGUUGGAGAGCGAGCGGGAGAGGCUCUUUGCGAAGAUGGAGGAGGACGGAGAGUUUGUGGGCUGGGCACUGGACGUGCUGUCUCCAAACCUCAUCUCUACCAGCAUGCUCGGGCGGGUGAAGUACAACCUAAACUCACUGUCCCAUGACACUGCAGAAGGGCUGGUGCGGUUCGCCCUGGACCAGGGUGUGAAUGUUACCCAGGUCUUUGUGGACACAGUGGGCCCCCCCGAGCCGUACGAGAAAAAACUGAAGCAGCGCUUCCCGGGUAUUGAAGUGACAGUGAAGGCCAAGGCCGAUGCCCUGUACCCUGUCGUCAGUGCUGCCAGCAUCUGUGCCAAGGUGGCCCGCGACCAGGCUGUGAAGAGUUGGAGGUUUGUGGAGGAGCUUGAGGAGUUGGAUACCGAGUACGGCUCAGGCUACCCCAAUGACCCUAAGACCAAAGCCUGGUUGCGGAAGCACGUGGAACCCGUGUUCGGCUUCCCCCAGUUUGUCCGCUUCAGCUGGAGCACGGCCCAGAGCCUCCUGGAGAAGGAAGCGGAAGGUGUUCUAUGGGAGGAUUCCCCCACAGAGGAGCAGGAGGGUCUGGCCAGGAUCUCGUCCUACUUCGGUGCCAGCUCCCGUGCGGCCCCCCGCCCCCCUCACCGCUUCUUCCGGGAGCGAGGCCUGGAGCCGGCCGUCACGCUCUAGGGCCCACCUGCGUCCACCGAUCCCCAUGUGUGAUUAAAGUGUUGAAGGAAAAUGCAGCUUUGGCUGAGGUGGGUGUAGUUGGACCAUGCCCAGCGGUGCUGGGUGCCACCAAAAAGACACCUGUGUCCCCUGAGCAUCAUAGUGGCCCCUGAAAGCAAUUUGGACUGGAGAGGGGCUUCAGGGCAUAAGAUGU